CACAAUUUUUAAGCCCACCUAUUCGUAGAACCUGGGAUAGAACCCCACAGUAAAUAAAUGUAGCAUUGAGUUGACUUGAACGCAGGACCCCAUCUUCAGUUUGUGGCCAAGAGCUGCCCCUAGUCACAUGCUCAGUCAUACGUGCAGCACUUUGAGAAUAUUUCUUCCCCUCAAAACCAGACAAGUCAUUUUAAGCUUAAAGACACAUCUUGAUUUGUGAUGGAUGACUCUCUAAUAUACAGCUGGGUAAAACGGAGGUUGUGUAUGUCCACUCCUGGACUAAUUUAAUUGCCUUAUUGUGAGAUGACAAGUGAGUCAAGAGGUGCCUGUUUUUUCCCUUCCGUGAGAACUGUUUCGUUUGGUUGCUUACUUUUUUUUUUUUUUUUUUUUUUUUUUUGCCACCGUGCUCAUUUUCAUCCCCUUCAAUAGGUAUUUAGCACCCAUAGUGUAUAGUUGAAGUACUAUUUAUAUAAUUUCCUCCGUAGGCUUAAUCAUGAACGCAAGGCUCUGAAACCACCCUGCUCUUCUAUUCUAAAUUAAACAUUUCUGUCAACAAAUGCGCAAAGUACAAAAUGUUUCCGUCCUCCUUCCACAUCAAAAUUACCUCCUACAGGAACUAGAAAAUUGUGUCAAUGUGAAUUAGCAUCUCCAACAGCUACUUGCCAGGCGCUCCGGGUCAUGCAUACAAAGGGUGAGAGAGGGGCAUAGGGGUGCUGCGAGGCUUCCUGCCCCACCUGGCUGGGCGAUGCCCCCUGAGCCGCCAGCCGAGGCGAGCGGGCCAGAAGCUGGAGGAACGCGGCUCCGGGGCUGUUUGAAUGCCACCGACGUUGCCAUCCUACUCAAACGAGUCGGGGAGAGAGCAGCGGAGUGCGUGCGCGAGCUGAGUGAGUGCUUACGUCGCAGGGAGAUCGAAGCUGGGAUAAUGAGAGAGGAGUUGGGCUGAGCGGAGUCUUUUAGCAGCGACAGCUGAGCUGCAGCCGCAGCCGCCCCGAGGGGCGCGCUCGCCAGCGAACAACCCGGCGCGCACCGGGAGGGGCCCGCGUCCGGCACCAGCCACCCCGCGGCGCCCAGGCCGCAGCAGCUCCGGACCUACAUAAGCGGCAGCCGCCCUCGUGGCCUGCUCCCUCCGGGCGGAGGAGUUCUGCACCCCCACUCCUCGUCUCCGCGGCGGGACUGGCCUGGCCGGACGACGACCUGUGACAGCGUUGGCUCUGCUUCUGCGCCCCCCGCCCUUCUCGAGGGCCAGCGGCGGGCUGCUGGCGGACGAUGUGGCCGUGGCCGCUCCUCAGCUCGUCUUCCGCCCGGGUUCCCGCUGUCACCCCUCUUCUCAGCCCGCUCCAUCCCACCGAGAGGAGUUGAUGCAGCUGUAGCUGCCUUCGCCGCCCAAGCCGCGGCUGAUGGAUGCCAGGGAGUGCCGCAUUGCUUAGCGUCCCCGCCUCCGAGUCUGCUGGUAGGAGCCGGCUGCUCUUUCUUCUCUCUUGCUUUGGGGUUUUAUAGAAAAGGCGCAGCCUCCAGCGGGGACCGCAGAAGCAUCACAGUGCAGGGGUGAGAUGUGCGUGGGGGUUGUUUUUGUUACAUCUUGGAAGAGAAGAGGACUGUACCAGGAUCAGCAUCAUCGGAACUGGGUGGGAUUCAGAGUGUUUUGUUAGAAGAGAGGAAGGACAAGAAGUGGAGGGCUGGACCCACCCGUCAGAGGUGUCAGGUCCACAUCCCUUCGAAGGAAGAGGGAGCCACCUCUGGAUAUUGGUUUUUUAGGGACCGGUGAAAGAAGUUUACAUUCUUCAUAGGAAAUCUGUGGGGAAGCAGGAGCAACAGGGUACUUGAUUGGACACCCAGAGAAAUCUUUUCCUGUGAAGAGGAGGAAGCAGGCAGCAGCUGGAGUGUGUUGGUGGCAAGGACCAGAUUUGUUGUGGGACACUCAGCAAGAGGAAGGGAAGCCUGAGGAGCCAGAGAACAAUGACUCAUUUACAAGCUGGUCUCUCUCCUGAGACCCUGGAAAAAGCUCGUUUGGAGCUCAAUGAGAACCCAGACACCCUACACCAGGACAUCCAGGAGGUGAGAGAUAUGGUCAUCACCAGGCCGGACAUUGGCUUUCUGCGCACGGACGACGCCUUCAUCUUACGCUUUUUGCGGGCCAGGAAGUUUCAUCACUUUGAGGCCUUCCGUCUCUUGGCCCAAUACUUUGAGUACAGGCAGCAGAACCUGGACAUGUUCAAAAGCUUCAAGGCCACUGAUCCUGGCAUUAAACAGGCUCUGAAAGAUGGCUUUCCUGGGGGUCUGGCCAAUCUGGACCACUAUGGCAGGAAGAUUUUAGUACUUUUCGCUGCCAACUGGGAUCAGAGCAGGUACACACUGGUGGAUAUUUUGCGUGCCAUCUUACUUUCUUUAGAAGCCAUGAUUGAAGAUCCUGAGCUUCAAGUGAAUGGAUUUGUUUUGAUCAUAGACUGGAGUAACUUCACCUUCAAGCAAGCCUCUAAACUUACACCAAGCAUGCUUCGACUGGCUAUUGAAGGCCUUCAGGAUAGCUUCCCAGCACGAUUUGGAGGGAUUCAUUUUGUCAAUCAGCCAUGGUAUAUCCAUGCCUUAUAUACUGUGAUUCGGCCUUUCCUAAAGGAGAAGACUAGGAAAAGGAUAUUUUUGCAUGGAAAUAAUCUGAACAGUCUACACCAACUAAUUCAUCCUGAAAUCUUGCCCUCUGAAUUUGGGGGAAUGCUACCCCCUUAUGACAUGGGAACAUGGGCCAGAACACUGCUAGACCACGAAUAUGAUGAUGACAGUGAGUACAAUGUGGACUCCUACAGCAUGCCUGUGAAGGAAGUAGAAAAGGAACUGUCCCCCAAGUCCAUGAAGAGAUCCCAAUCAGUAGUGGAUCCUACAGUACUAAAACGCAUGGAUAAAAAUGAGGAAGAAAACAUGCAACCUUUGCUCUCUCUGGACUGAUAACUUCUCCCCAUGGAUUAGAAAUGGAAGGCAGGACCACAAGCUGUGAUUUUCAUGGGCAGAAAUGGAUAUAUUCUAUGUACCACACUUUGAAGGGAGCUCUUACCAUUGUGGUUCUACAGGUUCUAAUUUACAAAAUAUUAAAAAGGUUGAUUUCCUGUUGUUAUGUGAAAUGUAAUGACAAGAUUGCCUUUUAUACAGUGGUCAUAUUAUAAAGCAACUUGAGAAAUUCAGCAUUGAAAAGUCUCCAAGUAUAAGCAGAGGUGAGGACACCACAAAUAUUGAUUACAAUUCACCCAAGAAGAACCAUGAAUAAAAAGUUUUCUUCGCAUUUAAAGGAAAAAAUCAGCAAAUGACUUCUCCCUUAAGAAAACAAGGAACGUGUCUACAUCUGUUUAUGCAGCAAAUCACUAAAGAAUUCUGGACGCUGUGCUAAUUAAUGAAGCCUCCUUUCACAUAUUGAUUUUUACAAAGGAACGUUUCUGGUUCAACAAUUGAUUUAUUAAAUUUAUGAAGGAAAAAGCUUAAUCUAUUAUAGUCAUAAUAAAGUAUCCUGCUUCUAAACUCAGAGUGUACACACCUUUCAGGUUGCUAAUUUUUGUGCAUGGUUUGUUUAUGAAAUAAAUUAUAUACAGAUGGCCUUACUUAGGAUGUGUUGAUUUACAAUUUUUGAAGUUCACAAUGGUAACAAGGUGGUUGAUGCAUGUUCAGCAGAAAUAGUGCUUUGAAUUGUGAAAUUUGAUCUUUUCUGGCUAUAUGCAGUGCAACAUUUUCUGGUGUGCUGGACAGUGCUACGAGCUGCUGCUCCUAGUCGGGCAUCUGUUGUGCUGAGCAAAUCUAAGGUAGGUCUGACUAAGACAGGAUGUUUGUAGAUUAAGGGUAGUCUAUGUGUUUUUGGUACAAGAUCUUUUCAAUUACGAUGGAUUUUUAUAAGCAUAAUGCCAUCUUAAGUCAAAGACAGCCUGUAUAGAUUUCCACCAGUCUAAUAAAAAAGCAUUUUCGCACAAUG
This is a messenger RNA of Condylura cristata (star-nosed mole), 3949 nucleotides long. It is a transcript of the gene CLVS2, whose product is annotated as clavesin 2. Lineage: Eukaryota; Metazoa; Chordata; Mammalia; Eulipotyphla; Talpidae. Gene Ontology annotation, cellular component: membrane. The record is from RefSeq and is a predicted model, not a curated record. The coding region runs from base 1957 to 2940 and encodes 327 amino acids. The transcript has 7 exons. Gene Ontology annotation, molecular function: phosphatidylinositol bisphosphate binding.